AUGUCAAUCGACCAUAGUAACCCAUUGGCGGUUUCUCUUCCGUACAAUUUCACAUCUCCCCAUGAGUAUCCGACGGAGGUCUUGGCUAAUCGAUUCCAAGCGUGGAGGUCGAUUAUCAAAGACCUUCUGAACUACUUGAAAGAAUAUGCCAGUGUGCAAGAGGAAAUAAUCAGACAGCAAGUCAGACUUCAGCAGGCAGUGGGCACUGCCACAACAUCGGCAACCGUUUCCAGUCAUGCUUCAACCACAUCUGCCAACAACGGCGGCGUUAAAGAUGACAUUGUAGCAAUCAACAAGUAUUUCCUUCCAAUCGGAAAUGGUUCGAUUCAAGAUUUGCCAACCAUUUUAACCAAGUUCCAUCAACAGAAUGUUACCAAUGGCUCGAAAACAUUGAAGGAAAUUAACAGUUUGAUCAUUCCUAAGUUAGAAGAAUUGAGAAAGGAUCUUUUGAUCAAAAUUAAAGAAAUCAAGAACUUGCAGAGCGACUUUAAGACUGACUUGGGCAGGGAAAUCCAAGAAACUAAGAAAUUGCUUAGUCAGUAUCAGCAGGCAAUUGACUUCAGUAAUAAAUUGGAAGCCAGCACAUCUGCGUCGUCGCAUCACUUGCACAAUACAGUAGCAGGUGUUGACGGCACCAUGAGUGCAGAAAGCUCAAAAUUCGAUCCAUUUUUGGUCAAAUUGAAACUUGACAGACAAUUGAAGAAGCAGUUACUGAUAGAAAACUAUCUUUACGAUGCAUAUGCCAACUUACAGAACUCAGGUGGUAAGUUAGAAUCCAUUGUGGUGUUGGAAGUGCAAAACUACCUUGGAAUGUUUUUAAAUCUUGUUGAAAGUGAACAUCUGACUAUCCCUAACUAUUUAAUCCCACAUAUUAAUAAUGGUUUCUUAACAAAGGAUGCAGGCUUCGAAUGGGACUCUUUCAUAUCAAGACACUUGCCAAUUACGAGUGCCUUGCUGCAACUGAGUGUGGGUAACGUUGGUUCAUCAUCUUCGCCCAAAUCCGGAACAUUCAUUGAUUUAACAUUCCCCGCAAGGAAAUUAUCAGAUUUUCAAAUCCCUAAUUUCGAUACAGCCUUAAAUGUUAGUAUCAGAGAGGGCUACUUGGAGAGAAGAUCUAAAUUCCUUAAAUCGUAUUCAAGUGGGUGGUACGUCUUAACUUGUAACUUUAUUCAUGAAUUUAAAUCUCCAGACCGUAAAAAGGACCCUCAACCGGUUAUGUCUUUACUGUUGGAUGCUUGUCUGGUUAGUGAGCAUUCCAAGGAUGAUGGUAAGAUUAGUGGAGGUGUAUACAAGUUCGUAUUGUAUUCUAAAGGCCUGAAUAUAAGACACAGAUCUCACAACUGGGUUUUCAGAACCGACACCUAUAAAAACAUGAUCGAUUGGUACACUGAUAUUAAAAAUUUGACUACCUUGGCCACUCCUGCUGCUAGGGCCAGGUUUAUAGCUAAAAGAGACGGUAGCUCAAAAAAGACUGCUGCAAAGCCCUCAAGACCUAGUAGUAUCUUUUCAACUGGUACCAAUGCUAGAACUAUCAAGUCUGGCGAGAGUAUAGAGACAGGCAAGAUUGCGCCUUCCAUAAAGUCGUCAACCAAUCCAAGAUUGUCAUCUACAUUUUCUCAUAGGAAUAAUAACAACUCUCCCAGGUUACCCAAGAUGAUCAACAGUGAUGGAACAAUCAUAACACCGGUUGAAAGCAGAGGUAUUGAAGAUAAAAAUGUGAACCCUGAUGUGUCUCAAAUUACCACUGCAGAGCAACAGCAGACUGCGGAGCAACAGCAGAACCAAGGGCAACAGUCGCAGCUCCAACAUCAACAGCAGCAGCAACAGCAGCCAUUGCAACCACAGCAACAGUAUUUACCAAUUCCAGUUUCCGGUAAUCCAAAUGGAUUCGUACCAGCUGGUGGAUACCAAGGAUAUUACAUCCCUGGCCAGCCUCAAGCCGGUGCACCACCGGGGCAACCUCAACAAUUUUAUGAUCCUGUAAAGCAGCAAUAUUACACGAUUUCGCCAACAAUGCAACCACAACCGCAAUAUUUCCCGGCUACACCCCAGCAGCCAAAUCAACAGUACUUUACCCCUACCGGUCAACCACAGGCCAAUCCACCACAACAAUCUCAACAGCCAACUCAACAACAGGGUAAUCAACAAGGAGGUCAGCUAUUCCCGGUAAGUACAGCCCAUUACUUCCCACAAUCACCUCAAAUCCAGCCCCAGUAUAAUGAUGUUGCCUCUCUUGGGAGUUAUCUUCCAUACCCUCCCAACAACAUGCCACCCCCAACAGUCCAGUUGAUGCAUGAAGACUACCAUACUAAUAACACCACUUCAGCACCAAACCAAUCAAUCGCAUCCACAGUUGAGAAAGGGGAGAACAAUGGAAAUAAGGAGGCUAACACCGAUAACUCAACUACGGUUACGCAGAACCUAUCAAAUGUAAUCUCUCAAGAAGGAGACAUUAUUCUUGACCGUCAAGAUUUGCAAGAUGAAGUUGAUACAUUACCCAGUGUUGGAAGCGAUAAUGAAGAGAAGUAG
Dujonia railenensis is the source of this 2529-nucleotide messenger RNA. Lineage: Eukaryota; Fungi; Ascomycota; Pichiomycetes; Serinales; Debaryomycetaceae. The record is from the annotation of a GenBank genome assembly.